Messenger RNA from Diprion similis, 3704 nucleotides. RefSeq names its product DNA excision repair protein ERCC-5 homolog (gene mus201). NCBI's taxonomy places the organism in Eukaryota, Metazoa, Arthropoda, Insecta, Hymenoptera, Diprionidae. The transcript is spliced from 9 exons. Gene Ontology annotation, cellular component: nucleus. The record is from RefSeq and is a predicted model, not a curated record. Gene Ontology annotation, molecular function: single-stranded DNA binding; DNA endonuclease activity. The coding region runs from base 158 to 3439 and encodes 1093 amino acids. Gene Ontology annotation, biological process: nucleotide-excision repair.
UCUGUGCACCGCGCUGUGGCGACAUAGACUGCUGAAAUGGUAUAUUCGCACACGAGUUUAUAUUUUUUUAACCGCAAGUAGUUUUAUGUAUCACGCAGAGCGACGAUUAGCGAAGAUGUGUCUCGUCGUUCGAAUUAAUGAUACAUAAUUAUUCACCAUGGGCGUUCAUGGUCUGUGGCGACUGCUGGACGCUGCUGGAAAACCUGUGGCUUUAGAAACACUGGAGGGAAAAGUCCUCGCCGUCGAUGUAUCCAUUUGGUUGCAUCAAGUGAUGCAAGGAUAUCAGGAUGGGCAUGGAAGUCCUCUACCCAAUGCUCAUCUUCUUGGGUUAUUCAAUAGAAUAUGUAAAUUACUGUAUUACAAGAUCAAACCUGUGUUUGUAUUUGAUGGUGGUGUACCUCUGCUCAAGAAGAAUACAAUUGCUUCUCGCAGAAAGCAGAAAUCUAUGGCAUCUAGUAAGGCGCAAAAAAUGAAGACCGACUUGAUAAAUAAUUUGCUCAAACGUACGGUAGUCAAGGGAGCCCUGGGUAAUGGGAGUACUGAGAAGCAGGAGGAAAAGGAGGAAACCAGUGGAAAAGUCGAUCGGUCCUCCGUACAUUCGUCCCUGAACUUAUUCAAGCUACCCGUCAUUCCCAGUGGCAGCGAGUUUCUUUCGGAGGACGAAGAUGACCCGGAGACGGAAACUGAAUCGUCUGUUCAACUAAGUCCGAGGAAACAGGCCAAAUGGAAGGGAAAUAUUCACAACGUGGAUGUCAGCAGCACAGAGUUCAAGGAAUUGCCACCGGAUGUCCGUCACGACAUACUGACCGAUCUCAAGGCAACGAGGAAGGAAAACUCUUGGGGAUGUCUUCAUGAAAUGCCUGAGGAUACUCACGACUUUUCAAACUACCAAAUGAAACGUUUGCUUAAGCGGAGGAAUGUUCAGGAAUGUCUCGAGGAAGCUGAGCGAGAAAUGGGAGGCAAGACCAUGACUCUGGAAGAAUUGGAUGUCCUUCUCACCGAACAGGGCAUUGCUACAACUACAAAGAUUGAUAACGCAAGCCGCAUUGCAGCUGACAACUUGACACGAUUUGUGUAUAUUAAUGGUGCGAAUAAAGACGUCCUGACAGCCAAAAAAACUGACAUUACCAAAGUCAGUUCAUUGAAUAAAAAGUCGGAGGAUAACGGCAAUCCUUCAGAGGAUGAUGACGUGGAGAUAAUUGAAAAUUUGAAGGAAUACGAGCUUGACGAAGACUGGGAGAGUGACUGGGAAUCCAGCGACGAGCCAGAAGUCACAGUGAUGAAGUCGACAAAAUUAAAAAAGCUGAUGAAAUCCAGCGACGUUAAUCCCGCGAUGAUGUAUAUGCUGGAACAUAGCGGCCUAAGUCAAGAGGAAAUUUUCUGUAUCAUUGAGCAAAGUAAAAACAAGUCUACAGAGUCGUCAGGCCGCAAUCGACCUCGAGAUUCUAAGCGAUGUUCGAAAGCUUUGGAUUUCAUCAUUAAAUCCGAACCCGCCGAUAGCGAAGAUGAAAAAUCACAACCAGGUACUGAUAAUGUGCCCGCGAGUAUGAAUUCUCGCAGCAACUCGCCGGUCGAUGUUCCCAUCGAGUGUCCCGAUUUUACGGCUACGGACUUUUCCGAAUCCACAAACAACAGAAGCCCUGAACCCGCUUCUCAUCAAGCAAGCGAGAAUGUGACGACUAACGAAGAAGCAGCCACAACGUCAAGUUCGGAAUCAGAUGACUUUGUCGAGGUUGCAGAUGUGCCUGUACCGAAUAUCUCAUAUUCGGCAAUGAAGGAAAAGAAACCCGUGCUCGAAAUAGCAAUCGAGCAAAAUUUACAGUCCGAAGACGACAUGUUUGCCGAUAUUUUUACCGAAAAUGCGAGCCCGGUUCAAGUUACACGGCCUGCAGUACAUGAAACGCAGCGCGGUGUCGAUCUCGCAGACGAGCGGUGUAGCCAAAUUAAAGUACCGUCGCCAGAGCAAUCAAAAGUGGAUGAAAAUGGAUACAAAACACUACUAGAAUCGUCGGUUCAAAGUACAAGCGAGGAGAACAGAAAGGAAGAUGAAUACACGGCGGCUGAUUCGAUAAGUUCGCCUCAAAUCGACAAAAAAGCCGACAACGUUGAGGCAUCGAAUGUCAACGACGAAGCUGAAGAUGGUCACCAACCUACACCAAGCGUCGUGGAUGAGGAUAAGAAGAAAGCUUUUCAGUUUCCUACUCGGAGAGACGAACUCAUCACGAUGCAGGAGCAAUUAGAGACCGAGGAGAAAGAGCUAAGCGGAAAUCUCGGUCGCCUAGAGAGACAGGCGACUGAUAUUACGGAGCAGAUGCGUAUGGAAGCUCAAGAGCUACUACGUUUUUUCGGAAUUCCAUACGUGAUCGCGCCAAUGGAAGCGGAAGCUCAGUGUGCUUACUUGGAAACAAUAAACCUGACCGACGGCACAAUAACAGACGAUUCAGAUAUAUGGUUAUUCGGCGGUCGCUGCGUGUACAAGAACUUUUUCAACCUGAACAAACACGUCAUGCAAUUCCGCUCCAGCGAAAUUCGCCACCAUUUCAAUCUCACCAGAGAGCAAAUGGUGCAGCUUGCACUUCUAGUUGGCAGUGACUACACCGUAGGAGUGACGGGAAUCGGUCCCGUCACCGGGCUUGAAAUUCUCGCUGCUUUUCCAGCCGAAGAGAGCAACCUGCUGCGAGGCUUGAUCAAUUUCCGCUACUGGGUAAAUUCCGGGAGAGCAGCGGGUCCCGGAAAAGCAUCGCUACGUACGAAGUUGAAGAAUGUUCGCGUCGAGAAAGGUUUCCCCAGCGAGGCUGUGGUCCAAGCGUAUCUCGCCCCGACCGUCGACGAAUCUAAAGAAGGAUUCACCUGGAAUGAGCCGAACACAACGCUGCUGGCCGAUUUCACGAGAGAUAAAUUCGGAUGGACGAAAAGCAAGUUCGAAGUUAUAUUCAAUCCGAUAAUGAAGCGACAGGCAGAGUCUAAGAAGCAGAAAGGGAUCGACGACUAUUUCCAGGUGCAGAUUUCGAAGAAAGGCAUAGAAGGAACGCUUAGCAAGCGAGUUCAAAAGGCGGUCGAGCGAUUGGGGGGUGGAAACGAACACGAGGAGGAAUCCGCCGACGUCGAGGUGCCGCAAAAACGUGCUAGAAAAAGUAAACCGAAGUCCAGCGAGCCGAACCUUCUAAAACCCAUAAUCGAGGAAAAAGAGGAAUCAUCCGCCGUCGGCGUUGCUAAGAUAACUCCCUCAACGGAAAUAGCUACAAAGCUACCUAUUACCAAGCCGGAGUGCAUACCGCAACGGGAAAAGGACAAGGCGAACGCUUUGAAGAACAAGCUACGAGCUAUCGAGGUCUUUCGGAAAUCAAAGAAGGGCCCAGGAUACGCGAAGAGAUCCAAACGGACUGCUCGCAAAAUCAAGAACGAGGCCGAGCUCUCGGAGAGCAGUGACAGUUCAUAGAGCCAAAGAUAAGAUAAUUCUAUUCCCAAAACUCGACCUCUACGAAGUUAAUUAUGCAUAUUGCAUGUAAUAUUUAUUGUGACAUGAAACAUUAGUUAUUUAAUUUCAUGGCCACUGGCUGUGCCAGCAGAUUUUUUUAACGUAUACAGAUUUUAGUCUAACGUUUUGUACGGUAUAAUUAUUCUUGUAUUAUCCCACCGCGAUUACGUGGAUCGAUGAAUUUUUGUUUUCGUUAUGAUGUUGAAUAAAAGUGCGAUCGAAGAGG